This is a messenger RNA of Maudiozyma barnettii, 4065 nucleotides long. RefSeq names its product Taf2p (gene TAF2). The coding region runs from base 1 to 4065 and encodes 1354 amino acids. Gene Ontology annotation, biological process: transcription initiation at RNA polymerase II promoter. The transcript has a single exon. Gene Ontology annotation, cellular component: transcription factor TFIID complex. Lineage: Eukaryota; Fungi; Ascomycota; Saccharomycetes; Saccharomycetales; Saccharomycetaceae. The record is from RefSeq and is a predicted model, not a curated record. Gene Ontology annotation, molecular function: chromatin binding; RNA polymerase II general transcription initiation factor activity; metallopeptidase activity.
AUGUCCUAUUCCAUUGGGGCAACCCCCAAAAAUAGUUCAGCUCCUCCAUUUGCAUUUGAUAAUACAGAAGUUAGAACUAUAAAAAUCGCACAUGAACGUGUUCAAUUGGACGUUAAUAUGUCCACACACCAAAUUAAAGGGGUGGCUGAUGUUAUAUUGAUACCAUUAGUUCAAAAUUUGGAUUAUAUAACACUGGAUUGUAAAGAUGUGCAAAUUAAUGAUGUUUGGGUUGAAAAUAGAAGAUGUGAUAACUAUAUUCAUGAUAACCAAGAUAAGAGUUUACGUGAAAAAUAUUUAGAUCAAACGGAUGAUAUACUAUUCUCAGAUAAUACUAUAGAACAAUCUCAAUUUUUUAGAGAAAAGUUCGAAGACUUAACAAAGAGACCUGACGACAUAAGGAAAUCACAAUUAAUUAUUAAAGUACCAUCUAGUAUAAGAAUAACGUUACAAGACGCCGAUUCAUUAUCGAAUUAUACACCUAUUACACCAUCUGUGAAAGGGACUCCUGCAGCUCAAGAGAGUGUAUUCACACCAUUAACUGUUAAAAUUGAAUAUGAGAUAAAUAACCCACAGACAGGUAUAAUGUUUGAUACAGUUCUCGAAGACAGUCCACAUCUAUGGAAUGUAUACACUACAAAUGCAGAAUUCUGUACCACUGCUUCCUAUUGGAUGCCAUGCAUAAAUAUGUUAGAUGAAAAGUCGACCUGGGAAAUUGAGAUUAGUGUUCCAAGAAAAGUAAAAGAUAUUGGUACUUCUAAGAUGAUUGGUCAGAAGGAAGAAAAUGUUAAUAGUAUUCUCAUGCAAAAAAUGAAGAAGAAUAAACAAGGUGAAAAUGAGAAUAAUGAGGAUGACGAAGAAGAUGAUGACGAUGAAGAAAUGUGGGAUGAGGUAGACACAAAUAAUCCAUUAAACAGAGAUAUCGUGGUAUGUUGUUCAGAAUACUCAACAGUCAAAGAAUUUGCACAUCCAACAGAUAUUUCAAAAAAGGUUUUUGCAUUCCAAAUAUUUAACCCCGUAGCACCUCCACAUAUUGGUUGGGCAAUCGGUGCAUUUGAUUAUUUGGAUCUACCAUCAGUAUCUGCCAAAGAUGGGGUAGUAGAAGAAGAACAUGAAGAAAAUGAUGAGAACAUAAACCAUAAUCCUAAUAACGUUGCAGAAAAUGACGCAACAGACGACAUUCCAAUCAGAGUGUAUACGUUACCCACAAAGGAUGUAGAUGAGAAGAUGAUUAUUAAUUCUACAAUUGUUUGUCAGAGGAUAAUGGAUUUUUACUCUAGAGAUUUUGGGUCAUAUCCAUUUGCCUCUUAUUCUUUAGUCUUCUUACCAACCGUAGUACCUGAAGGUAUGGAUUUCGCAAGUUUAACAAUUUUUAAUACUAGACUGUUAUAUCCACCAAGCAUAAUAGAUCCUAUGUUUUCCACAACCGACAAACUUGCAUGGGCCUUGGCAAAUCAAUGGUCAGGUGUCAAUAUAACACCUAAUGAUGUUGAUGACAUUUGGUGCUGCAUGGGUAUGGCAGGGUUUAUGGUUUUUCAAGCAAUAAAGAAAUUGUAUGGUCAAAAUGAACUUCGAUACAGACUGAAAUUAUUUAAUGAGGCAAUAGUGGAUCAAGACUGGGAAAUGCAACCGCUUGGUUCCUUUUUCACUGAUUUUUCUAGGCCGAUAAGUAUUACAUCAGGUGAUCUGGACUUUAUCAAGUUGAAAGCGCCUAUGGUUUUAUAUAUCCUUGAUAAAAGAAUGACAAAGACCGAAAGAUCCUUUGGUAUGUCUCGUGUAUUACCAAAGAUAUUUUUGCAAGCAAUGUCAGGGGACCUACCAAACAAUUCCCUAACUGCAGGCCAUUUUCAACAUGUCUGCGAACGUGUGAACAAGAAUAAACUAGAAUCUUUUUUCCAACAAUGGAUAUAUGGUUCUGGUGUUCCCAUAUUCAGAGUUACUCAGAGAUUUAACAAAAAAAGAAUGGUAGUUGAAAUGGGUAUAAGACAAUGUCAACGUGAGGAAUUAGGAGAGCACAGAAUAAUAGGGUCAAAAGGGUUUGCCCGUAGUGCAUUGAAUUACGUGGAAAAUCCUUAUAGAAACGUUGAGCGAUACUUUACAGGAUCAAUGACUAUCCGAAUCAACGAGGCUGACGGUACUCCUUACGAACAUAUUGUUGAAAUAAAUGAUAUUUUUACUAAGAUUGAUAUCCAGUACAAUACAAAAUUUAGAAGAACUAGAGGGAGAGGACCUUCAACGAAAUCUAACAGUAAUUUAACAAGCUUUAUAGAUGAUCAUGUCGAUGAAAGAGAUGAUGAUAUUAUCCGAUUGGGUGCCAUACUCGAAACUCAAGAGGACUGUAAGGAGUGGAAUCUUACAAACAUAUUUAAAAAUACAGAAGGCCACGAAAUGCAAGCUCAGAAUGAAGCCUAUGAAUGGAUUAGGAUUGAUUCAGAUUUCGAAUGGAUUAGUAAAAUUAUGAUCAACCAACCAGACUACAUGUAUGCAUCACAAUUGCAACAGGAUGUUGAUGUUGAAGCACAAAUCGAGAGUAUUAGGUAUUACGAGGAUGUCAUAGCUACAUCUUUAAGGAGUUCUCUUGUUUAUUCUUCCUUGUUAACAAGGACCAUAAUGGAUGAUAAAUAUUUUUAUGGAGUAAGGUUAGAGGCAUGCAGAGCAUUAUCAAAGUUUAUUUAUAAAGGGGACGAAAACUUCCCUGGGGGAGCCCGUCAUUUAGUUAAGAUUUUCCAAAAGCUUUUUUGUUUUGAUGGAUCAAAUGUACCAAAAUCUAAUAACUUUGAAGGUAUACCGAAUUAUUUAAUACAAAAGAAGCUUGUAGAAUCCAUGGGAGAAGUUAGAAAUGAACACGAUGAAUCACCUGCAUUUGUUAAAGAAUUUUUGUUGGGUUUAUUGAAAUAUAAUGAUAACAGUACCAAUUUUUAUUCUGAUCAUAUAUAUUUAAGGGAGUUAAUAAAAGCAGUAACUAAAUGCUGUAUUCAUGACAAAGAAGAUACAAUGUUCCACCAAAAUGCAAUCGAACAACUGAAUAGAUACAGCAAUCUUGACAAAUGGAGCGAAUCAUACGAUUUUAGUAUUUCCAGGGAAAUUCUCAUUCAAAAGCUUAAUUUAACAGUUCGAGGUUUGUAUGAUUUUGAUGAAUUGAACGAUAUUCUUGAAAGAUGUUUUGAUCUAUCAAACACUAAUAAAUUUAUUAUCACUAGAGAAAGAGAAGGUAUUCAAGAUAUGACGAUAGCAUGUUUCAAGGCAAUUUUAAUUAAUGGUGGUAUCAAGAAUACGGAUGCGUUGACUUUUUUUUUCGAAUGUAUGUGCAGUUUCUCAGAUAUAUACGUGAGGUUGAGUUUAGUAAACAUACUAGUCGAAGCGUUAAACUUUGUUGUUGAGAAUAAGUUCAUUGGGAACUUGGACGAUGACUUUAAUUUUGUUAUGGAGAGUAUUAUUCCAAGUAAUUUGAACCCAGAUAAUGAGGAUGAAGUAGCUGCAUUUAUUAUGGAGGAUAUAUCUACUGAUAUUUAUCGUAGAAUGUUGGAUAGUAAGAGGAAAAAUAUUCGUGGAAUUCUAAAAGCUGUGCGUCAUGUUUUCAGAGAUUAUAAACCGUUAAAGGGGAUGUUGUGGAGUGUUCUACACACACCAUUAUUGAAUAUAUUCACUCGAAAAGUUUUGUUUGAUUUUAGUCGUAUUCUGUAUCGUUUAGAGAACAAAUUUGAAGUUAUUUUACCUGCUCCAAGAAUGAAGAAAUUGGCUGCAAAGGAUCUGGGAGAAGGUAAAGUUGUUAUAAAGAGAGAUGGUAUUAUGAAAUUACAUAUUAAGGCUGUUGCAAUUGAUGCACCAACAAAUAAAUUGAAGAUAACACUACCGCCUGUUAAGCCUAAAAAUAUAAUUAAGAUCAAGACUAAAAAACCUAAGAAUACUGUGAAGAAGGUUGGUACGAUGCCGGUAAGAUUUGUAAAAUUAUCCUACCAAUACAGGAAAAUUGAUGUAUCUAGUGUACCAUUCAGCGACAAAGUUACAUUUCCUAAGGUAAACACAAGAUCAUUUACGGUUAAAAUUAACUAUUCUAAAAAGACUUAG